AUGCGGGGCGCUGCCGCCUGGGCGCUGCUGGUGGCCGCGGCCCUGGGGCUCGGGGCGCGCGGGGCGCGGGGCGCGGUGCCGUUGGCCGACUUCUUCCCGUUCGGCGCGGAGCGCGGCGACGCCCUCACCCCCAAGCAGGACGACGGCGGCUCCGGGCUGCGGCCGCUCUCCGCGCCCUUCCCGUUCUUCGGCGCCCAGCACUCGGGGCUCUACGUAAACAAUAAUGGGAUCAUCUCCUUCCUGAAGGAGGUCUCACAGUUCACCCCUGUGGCCUUCCCCAUCGCCAAGGACCGCUGCGUGGUGGCGGCCUUCUGGGCUGACGUGGACAACCGGCGUGCAGGCGACGUGUACUACCGGGAGGCCACAGACGCGGCCACACUGCGCAGGGCCACUGAGGCUGUCAGACGCUACUUCCCUGAACUCCACGACUUCACGGCCACCUGGGUCUUCGUGGCCACCUGGUACCGAGUGACCUUCUUCGGUGGGGGCUCUUCUUCCCCGGUGAACACCUUCCAGACCGUGCUUAUUACGGACAGCAAGUUGUCCUUCACCAUCUUCAACUACGAGUCCGUCACCUGGACCACUGGGACGCACGCCAGCAGCGGGGGGGACGCCAACGGCCUGGGGGGCAUCGCGGCCCAGGCCGGCUUCAACGCGGGUGACGGCCAGCGUUACUUCAACAUCCCCGGCUCCCGCACAGCGGACAUGGCGGAGGUGGAGACCACCACCAACGUGGGCGUGCCCGGGCGCUGGGCGUUCCGAAUCGAUGGGGCCCAGGUGCGCGUGGGGGGCUGCGGCCAUACAACCUCCGUGUGCCUGGCCCUGCGCCCCUGCCUCAAUGGCGGCAAGUGCAUUGAUGACUGUGUCACAGGCAAUCCCUCCUACACUUGCUCCUGCCUGGCAGGCUUCACGGGCAGGAGGUGCCAUCUGGAUGUGGACGAGUGUGCUUCCCACCCAUGUCAGAACGGCGGGACCUGUACCCACGGCGUUAAUAGCUUCAGCUGUGAGUGCCCAGCUGGCUUCAGGGGGCUCACCUGUGAAACAGCUUGGUCACCCUGUGAAGAGACCGAGUGCCAACACGGAGGCCGGUGCCAAGAGGAAGGAGGUUCUGCAGUUUGUGUGUGCCAGGCUGGGUACACAGGGGCUGUCUGCGAGACAGACAUGGAUGAGUGCAGCUCUGCCCCCUGCCUGAAUGGAGGCUCCUGUGUGGACCUGGUGGGCAACUACAGCUGUGUGUGUGCUGAGCCCUUCGAGGGACCGCGCUGCGAGACAGGAAGCCACCCAGUGCCGGAUGCCUGCCUGUCCACCCCGUGCCAGAACGGGGGCACCUGUGUGGAUGUGGAGCAAGGCUACAUGUGCGAGUGCCCUGAAGGCUUCCUGGGCCUGCACUGCAGGGAAGGAACCCCUGACGAGUGUGAGUGCCGCAACGGAGGAAGGUGCCUGGGUGCCAAUGCCACUCUCUGCCAGUGCCCCCCGGGCUUCUUUGGGCUCCUCUGUGAGUUUGAAGUCACGGCCACACCCUGCAACAUGAACACACAGUGCCCGGAUGGGGGCUACUGCAUGGAGUACGGCGGGACCUACCUCUGUGUCUGCCACACGGACCACAAUGUCAGCCACUCUCCGCCAUCUCCCUGCGACUCAGAUCCCUGCUUCAAUGGAGGUUCCUGUGACGCCCACGAAGACUCCUACACGUGCGAAUGCCCACGAGGGUUCCAUGGCCGGCAUUGCGAGAAAGCCCGGCCACACCUGUGCAGCUCGGGGCCCUGCCGGAACGGGGGCACAUGUAAGGAGGCAGGCGGCCAGUACCAGUGCAGCUGCCCCUACCGUUUCACCGGGAGGCACUGUGAGAUCGGAAAACCGGACUCCUGUGCCUCUGGCCCUUGCCACAAUGGUGGCACCUGCUUCCACUACAUCGGCAAAUACAAGUGUGACUGUCCCCCAGGCUUCUCCGGGCGGCACUGUGAGAUAGCCCCUUCCCCUUGUUUCCGGAGCCCGUGUGUGAAUGGAGGCACCUGUGAGGACCUGGGCACAGACUUCUCCUGCCACUGCCGGGAGGGUUACACAGGACGCCGCUGCCAGGCAGAAGUGGACUGCGGCCCCCCUGGUGAGGUGAAGCAUGCCACACUGCACCUCAACAGCACCCGGCUGGGCGCCGUGGCCCUGUACACCUGCAACCUUGGCUACAGUCCGAGCUCCGCCAGCCUGGCUCGUGUCUGCCAGCCGCAAGGCAUUUGGAGUGAGCCUCCACACUGUCACGAAAUCGAUGAGUGCCAGUCCCAGCCAUGCCUGCAUGGGGGCUCCUGCCAGAACCAUGGUGCCGGCUACCUGUGCCUCUGCAACAGAGGGUAUGAGGGCGUCCACUGUGAACUGGACACUGAUGAGUGUCGGGGUCAACCCUGCACAAACGGAGGCACCUGCAGGGACCUCCCUGGGGCCUUUGCCUGCCUGUGCCCCAAGGGCUUCACCGGUGUCUACUGUGAGUCAGAGCUGGAUGCCUGCGCCUGCAGCCCCUGCCAGCAUGGAGGCCGCUGUGAGAACGGGGGUGGAGCCUACCUGUGCGUCUGCCCCGAGGGCUUCUUUGGUUACCACUGUGAGACAGCAAGCGACCCCUGUUUCUCCAGCCCCUGCGGGGGCCGCGGCUACUGCCUGGCCAGCAACAGGUCCUACAGCUGCACCUGCAAAGUGGGCCACACGGGCAAGGACUGCGCCACGGAGCUCUUCCCGCCGACGGCCCUCAAGGUGGAGCGGGUAGAGGAGAGUGGGGUCUCCAUCUCCUGGAAGCCCCCUGAGGGUCCCAUGGCCAGGCAGGUGCUGGACGGCUACGCAGUCACCUACGUCUCAUCUGACGGCUCCUAUCGCCGCACGGACUUUGUGCACGGCAGCCGCUCCACUCACCAGCUCCGGGCACUGGCUGCUGGCCGAACCUAUAACAUCUCCGUCUUCUCCGUGAAGCGAAAUGCCAACAACAAGAACGACAUCAGCCGGCCAGCCAUGCUGCUCGCCCACACGCGACCCCGCCCUGUGGAGGGCCUUGAGGUCACCAACGUGACAGCCAGUGCGAUCUCGGUGCGGUGGGCUCUCCAUCGCAUCCACCACGCCACCGUCAGCAGGGUCCGCGUGUCCAUCCGGCACCUCGAGACUCUUGAGGCCCAGACCAUGGAGGCAGACAGAAGUGUGGAAAGGCUCACGUUUGGGUCCCUGCUGCCGGGGAGGAGGUACACAGUCCAGGCGACCACCCUCAGCGGGUUCGGGGGAGAGGAGCCCCCCACCGAGAGCCUGGCCUCGGCACCUGUGCACGUGUGGACACGGCCCCUGCCUCCAGCAAAUCUGACAGCCUCCAGGGUCACAGCCACCUCUGCCCAUGUGGUCUGGGACGCCCCCACUGCAGGCGCCUCUCUGGAAGCCUAUGUCAUCAACGUGACCACCAGCCAGAGCACCAAGAGCCGCUAUGUCCCCAACGGGAAGCUGACCUCCUACACGGUGCGGGACCUGCUGCCUGGGCGGCGGUACCAGCUUUCAGUGACGGCUGUGCAGGGCUCAGAGCAGGGCCAGCUGCACAGCGACCCCACACACCUCUACAUCAUCACCUCCCCCAGGGACAGCCCCGAACGCCGCUGGCACCAGGGCGGCCACCACCCACGGGGACUCAGACAUAGGCCUCCCCUGCGCCUGCCGGAGCUGCGGCUGCUCAGUGAUGGUGGCGCCCCUGAGGAGCCCACACAGCUCCCCAGGUUCUCAGAGCUGGUGGACGGCAGAGCAAGAGUGAGCUCCAGGUUCCACAACUCACUCAGCAAGGCAGAACCCACCACUGCAGUGCCACCCAGGAACGCAGAGGCUGCUCCCGAACAGGCCCGCCUGGCCCUUCUGCUCCAAGAGAACAGCAACAAGGGCGCAGAGAACACCCCCAGGAACUGCUCAGAAAACCCUUGUCACAACGGAGGGACCUGUGUGCCAGGUGCUGAAACUUACAGCUGUGACUGUGCACCAGGGUUCAAGGGCAGACACUGCGAGCUAGCCUGCAGGAAGGUGCCCCGGCCCUGCACCCGGCUCUUCUCAGAGACCAAGUCAGUUCCGGUCUGGGAGGGAGGCGUCUGCCAUCACGUGUACAAGAGAGUCUACAAGGUGCACCCCGACAUCUGCUUCCAGGAGAGAUGCGCGAGCCCAAGCCGCACGCAGCCCUCAGCCCGGUGCCGCCCCGACGAGGCCGCUGCCUCCUGCAUGUAG
Molecule: messenger RNA, 4224 nt
Organism: Ochotona curzoniae (black-lipped pika)
Lineage: Eukaryota; Metazoa; Chordata; Mammalia; Lagomorpha; Ochotonidae
Gene: SNED1
Product: sushi, nidogen and EGF like domains 1
Exons: 30
Coding region: 1-4224 (1407 amino acids)
Biological process (GO): cell-matrix adhesion
Molecular function (GO): protein binding; calcium ion binding
Source: RefSeq, a predicted model, not a curated record